AUGCCUCGUCCUGGCAGUCUCAAGGACCCUGACAUAGCUGAGUUAUUCAGCAAACAUGAUCCUGAUAAAAUAUUUGAAGAUCUUCGUGAAAUCGGCCAUGGCUCCUUUGGAGCUGUGUACUAUGCUCGCUGCAAUCUCACCAAGGAGAUUGUGGCUAUCAAGAAAAUGUCUUACCUUGGGAAGCAGAGUGAAGAAAAAUGGCAGGACAUUUUGAAAGAAAUCAAGUUCUUGAAGCAACUGGACCACCCUAAUACCAUAGAAUACAAGGGUUGCUACAAAAGAGAGCACACAGCAUGGCUUGUUAUGGAAUACUGUGUAGGCUCUGCCUCUGACAUAAUUGAGGUCCAUAAACGUCCGUUGCGUGAGGAAGAAAUAGCGGCAAUAUGUGAAGGCGUAGUGUGCGGUCUGUCGUACCUGCACAGUCUAGGGCGCAUUCACCGCGACAUCAAAGCCGGGAACAUUCUGCUGACGGAGAAUGGCACAGUGAAGCUGGCGGACUUUGGUAGUGCGAGUAUAAAGUGUCCAGCAAACAGUUUCGUUGGCACUCCGUAUUGGAUGGCCCCUGAAGUGAUUCUGGCAAUGGAUGAAGGACAGUAUGAUGGAAAGGUGGAUGUAUGGUCGCUUGGUAUAACAUGCAUCGAGCUGGCAGAGAGGAAACCUCCCUAUUUUAAUAUGAAUGCUAUGUCUGCUCUCUAUCAUAUUGCGCAAAAUGAUUCGCCUACAUUACAGGCGCCAGAAUGGACGGAUACGUUUCGAUAUUUCGUCGAGGCGUGUCUACAAAAGAAUCCUCAAGACCGUCCCUCGUCCACUAAACUGCUCUCCCAUCCGUUCAUAACGCGGCCGCGGUCGCCUAAUGUUCUUGUGGAUCUUAUACAGAGGACGAAAGCAGCUGUGAGAGAUCUGGACAACUUGAACUAUAGGAAGAUGAAGAAGAUACUAAUGGUUGAUGCUGACAAUGAGAGUGCUAUAGGUGACAGUGAGGAAACGGCAGAGGAGCGGUCGGGCGGCGACAGCUCCAAGUCGAACUCUGCGACGUCCGAGCACAGCGCUGCCGGCGCCUCCAGCCAGAGCUCCUCGUCAGGCAGCCUGAGGAGGCGGCCGCGUCCACUGAACGCAAACCACCAAAACCAGCAACAGCCGACAUACCAGCAAUACAACCACCAACCAGCUCACUCGGCCAGAGAGAGCGAGAGCCCGGUGCCGGGGUCGCACGACGACUACGUCAACAGGGAGGUCCUCCGGGAUUACGCGAACCGGGACUCCCUGUGCGACGACUACGGGGAUGAUUAUGCUAACCGGGAAGCAAUAAGGGAGGCCCAGAGGGAGAGGGAGCGCGAGAAGCAAGCGAAUGAAUAUAGAGAGUAUGUGAACGCGCCCUCCACGUGGCAGCAGGACAGCGGUGAUGACAAUAGGAACACUCAGCGUAGGCAGUCUCAUAGAGGUGUGAGCAAUAAUGUUUCGGCCGCGAUAUCUCUGGUAUCAGAGCACGGCGCGAACAAUUUCGCUACGAUACGAACCACUAGUAUUGUUACGAAGCAGCAGAAAGAACACAAUCAGGAGAUGCAUGAACAAAUGUCCGGGUACAAGCGUAUGCGGCGCGAGCACCAGGCGGCCUUGCUCAAGCUGGAGGAGCGCUGCAAGGCGGACGUGGAGGCGCACAAGGCGCAGCUCGACCGCGAGUACGACUCGCUGUUGCAGCAACUGUGUCGCGAGCUGGAACGGUUGCAGACGAAACACGCACAAGAACUUGAAAGGAAACAAAAACAAAACGCAGCGGCCGAAAAGAAACUCGUAAAAGAUAUAACAGCUCGUCAAGAACAAGAGCGGAAGGCGUUUGAGACGCAACGCAAGCGCGAGUACAAGGCUAACAAGGAGAGAUGGAAAAAGGAGCUCAGUAUGGAUGACGCCACGCCUAAACGGCAGAGGGAUGCUACACUACAGUCCCAGAAGGACAACCUGAAGCAGGCGGAGGCGGUGGAGGAGGCGCGGCUGGUGCGCUCGCAGCGGGAAUACCUCGAGCUCGAGCUGCGGCGCUUCCGACGUCGCCGCAUGCUCGCGUUGCAUCAUAAGGAGCAGGAGCUGCUUAGAGAGGAGUUGAACAAGCGACAAACGCAAUUGGAGCAAGCACACUCAAUGCUUCUUCGUCACCACGAAAAAACGCAAGAACUCGAGUACAGGCAACAGAAAGGCGUUCAUGCACUAAGGGAAGAACAACUAGCCAACCAGCAUGCGACGGAGUUGGCGAACCAGCGCGACUACAUGCAGCGCGCUGAGCACGAGCUACGUAAAAAGCAUGCUUUACAGCUUAAACAACAACCUAAGAGCUUAAAGCAAAAAGAAAUGCAGAUUCGUAAGCAGUUCCGUGAGACGUGCAAAAUACAGACGCGCCAGUACAAAGCACUCAAAGCGCAAAUAUUGCAAAUGACGCCUAAGGAGCAACAAAAAGAAGUGAUAAAAUCAUUAAAAGACGAGAAACGUCGCAAGCUUGUUCUUCUUGGAGAGCAAUAUGACCAGAGCAUCAGUGAAAUGUUGCAGAAACAAACCGUACGCCUCGAUGAGAGUCAGAUGAUGGAAUGCCAGCAGCUGAAGAUGCAACUGGUCCACGAGUUGGAUAUGCUAACCGCGUACCAGAGCAAGAGCAAGAUGCAGGCAGAGGCGCAGCGUAACCGCGAGCGGCGCGAGCUGGAGGAACGCGUAGCAGUGCGGCGCGCGCUGCUUGAGGCUAAGAUGGAGUCGGAAGGCGCCCAGUUUGUGGCCGAGCGUGCCGAGCGCACGCGGAUGCUGCACGAGCGUCACGAGCGCGAACUUGAGCACUUCGACAGCGAGAGUGCACGUCUUGGUUUCAGUGCGAUGGCGAUUGCGGAGGGAAGCCGAGAGGGCUACGGAGAGGAAGAGCAGUCGCUCUCAGGCUCAAUGCUGUCGCUCGCCCACAGCAACUCCUCUGCCAGCUUUCCCGCUGGCUCACUU
Molecule: messenger RNA, 2967 nt
Organism: Brenthis ino (lesser marbled fritillary)
Lineage: Eukaryota; Metazoa; Arthropoda; Insecta; Lepidoptera; Nymphalidae
Source: the annotation of a GenBank genome assembly